CAGUAUGAAUCGCUGGAGCACUCCUCCGUAAUCGUCACAUAACACAUUUGCACGUAAGUGCUUCCCAGUUAGGCGGAGAAGCAAAAAGUACAUUUUCUUCCUCCAUUAAAAGAAACCCAAACCAGUUCGCCAUUGAAGAGUUGAAGCUGCAGAAAAAGCUUUUUCAAGGCAAUCCAUACGAAUUGUUCAUGCAGAAAGCUAAAAGCAGUUAUCGGGACGCAGCGACUGCAGGUUGUUCUACUUGAGCAUGUCAGAUGAAUGCAGUCGAGUAUUGCAGAAUUUGUAGGGUCCAAAGAAUCUCGUGUACCUUUAGUAAACUGGCUCUUUUCGGAAAAAAAAGUCGCGGUUUAAAGAAGUGAAAAGAGUGUAAGAAGAGGGGUUGAGAAGAUCUUGCUGAAGGUUUUCUCGGUUUCUAGGAACAGAGUAACCACUGUUUUACAGUAAUUUAAGUUGAGCCGUUUGGAUUUUCGGUAUUGCAGAGCAGAAUUGUGGGUAGAAUUUCGGAGUACAGAAGACAAAGCAAAAAUGGUAACCAGAACAGUGGACCUUCGAUCUGACACAGUCACCAAACCAACUGAAGCAAUGCGAGCUGCCAUGGCAAAUGCUGAUGUUGAUGAUGAUGUCUUGGGUGUGGAUCCAACAGCCUAUCGCUUUGAAGCAGAGAUGGCCAAGGUCAUGGGUAAAGAGGCAGCACUGUUUGUUCCUUCAGGCACUAUGGGUAACCUCAUAAGUGUACUUGUCCACUGUGAGAUUAGAGGAAGUGAAGUCAUUCUUGGAGACAAUUCCCAUAUCCAUGUUUAUGAGAAUGGAGGCAUUUCUACAAUUGGGAAUGUUCAUUCAAAGACUGUGAAAAAUAAUUCAGAUGGAACAAUGGAUAUUUCUUUGAUUGAAGCUUCUAUAAGAGAUCCUGAAGAGGAGCUUUAUUACCCAACUACUAGGCUUAUAUGCUUGGAGAAUACACAUGCAAAUUGCGGUGGCAGAUGCCUCACUGUUGAAUAUACAAACAAGGUAGGAGAGGUUGCUAAAAAGCAUGGGUUGAAGCUCCACAUAGAUGGAGCACGCAUUUUUAAUGCAUCGACUGCACUUGGAGUUCCUGUUAGUAAGCUCGUACAAGCUGCUGAUUCAGUUUCAGUUUGUCUGUCUAAAGGUUUGGGAGCUCCAAUUGGAUCUGUCAUUGUAGGAUCAAAAAGCUUCAUUGCCAAGGCUAAGAGGCUCAGGAAGACCCUGGGUGGUGGGAUGAGGCAGGUCGGUAUUCUUUGUGCUGCUGCUUAUGUUGCAUUGCAUGAAAAUGUGGGUAAGCUUGAGGAUGAUCACAAGAAAACAAAAAUUUUAGCAGAUGGGAUUAAUCAGAUCAAGGAACUAAGUAUAGAUAUGUCUUCAAUAGAGACAAAUAUUAUAUUUUUUGAUAUAUUGGAGGGCUCAAACGUCACAGUAGAGAAGCUUGUCCAGUUCCUGGAAAAACAUGGUAUACUUGUGAUGCCAGCAAGCUCGUCCAGCAUCAGGCUUGUUCUCCACCACCAAAUUUCAGAAUGUGAUGUCCAGUAUACUUUGUCAUGCAUUCAGCAAGCUGUUCAACUCCAAGUUGAAAAUGUUAGAAAUUGAGAUUUGUCUGGUGGCCCUCGAUGACUCCUGCUCUGUCUCAGAAGAAUGACUUCCUUUUCUUGUUAGAAAGAUGUUUGGAGGUUGAAAUAAUAGGAAAUAUGUGCUGUGUCAAAUUUGUGAACUCUGGAUAUUUUGUUUCUAGUUUAUUUUUUUUUCCUUUACCUACUUAUCAAAAGCAUUUCUUCUUCUUCCAUUUCCUUUUACCUAUCCAAAGAAUUCUAUUUCCAUUUUCAUUUCUCAAGCAAUUUCUAUGGCUUUUGUAGGUUUUAUUUACCAUGUCUAUCAUCAUAGCAUUAUCACAGUCUUUGAGUUGGUUGCGUGAA
Molecule: messenger RNA, 1925 nt
Organism: Nelumbo nucifera (sacred lotus)
Lineage: Eukaryota; Viridiplantae; Streptophyta; Magnoliopsida; Proteales; Nelumbonaceae
Product: low-specificity L-threonine aldolase 1-like
Biological process (GO): L-threonine catabolic process; glycine biosynthetic process
Cellular component (GO): cytosol
Molecular function (GO): L-allo-threonine aldolase activity
Source: RefSeq, a predicted model, not a curated record